This is a messenger RNA of Enhydra lutris kenyoni (northern sea otter), 1095 nucleotides long. Its product is annotated as leukocyte immunoglobulin-like receptor subfamily B member 3. Gene Ontology annotation, molecular function: inhibitory MHC class I receptor activity. The transcript has 9 exons. NCBI's taxonomy places the organism in Eukaryota, Metazoa, Chordata, Mammalia, Carnivora, Mustelidae. Gene Ontology annotation, biological process: cytokine-mediated signaling pathway. The record is from RefSeq and is a predicted model, not a curated record. The annotation marks the transcript as partial.
GAGCUGCUGGUCUCAGGUGUGUCGGAGAAGCCCUCCCUCCUGACCCAGCAGGACCCUGUCGUGACCUCUGGACAGAGGCUGACCCUCCAGUGUCACUCUGAUGUCGGCUACAACAGAUUCGCUCUGUCCAAGGAGGGGGCACCUGACCUUCCACGGCGGCUUGGCCGGCAGACCCAGCCUGGGCUCUCCAGGGCAAACUUCUACCUGGGCCUGGUGAGACCCUCCCACGGGGGCCGGUACACGUGCUACGGUGGACAUAACCUCUCCUCCGAGUGGUCGGCCCCCAGUGACCCCCUGGACAUCCUGCUCGCAGGACAGCUGCCCUACACACCCUCCCUCUCGGUGCAGCCGGGACCCACGGUCGCCCCAGGAGAGAAUGUGACCCUGCUGUGUCAGUCACAGAGCUCUGUGGACACUUUCCUUCUGUCCAAGGAGGGGGCAGCCGAUCCCCCCUUGCGUCUUCGAUCACAGUACCAAGCUGGGCAGCACCAGGCUGAAUUCCCCAUGAGUCCUGUGACCUCAGCCCACGGGGGGACCUACAGGUGCUACGGCUCCACCAGCACCUCCCCCUACCUGUUGUCCCAGCCCAGUGACCCCCUGGAGCUCCUGGUCUCAGGACCCUCUAUGGACCCCGGCCCCCCAACCACGGGCCCCCGGACCACAGGGCCAGGCUCAGCAGAUGGUCCCCACUGGUACCUGUACGUCCUCAUCACGGCCUCAGUGGCCUUCGUCCUGCUGCUCAGCCUUCUCGUCCUCCUCCUAGUUCACCACCAGCGUCGGGUCAAAGGCAGGAAGCCGGGGGCUGCAGACCCGGAGCCCAAGGAAAGAGGCCUGCACAACAGCUCCAGCCCAGUCCCUGCCACCCAGGAGGAGAGCCUCUACGCUUCCAUGCAAGACAUUCAGCCUGAGGAGGGGGUGGAGCUGGACCAUCGGAACACACAAGAUGAAGACCCCCAGGGACCAACGUACGCCCAGGUGAGCCGGUCAAGAUCAAGACUCAGCUGGGGACUGGCCACUUCUCCUUCCCCCGUGUCGGAGGGACUGUUGGACUCAGAGGACAGACAAGCAGAGGAAGACAGGCAGACGGACUGUCAG